GGGCAAUUGGUCUAGGGGUAUGAUUUUCGCUUCGCAUCCUCAAAAAUGCGCCUUGUGAAAGGUCACCGGUUCGAAUCCGGUAUUGUCCACGGCAGUUCCUUUUGCCACUUUUUGGUCCACCAUCUAGGUUGGGAAUGGUUGAGCUCGCAAGCCGAGGUUCAAGCUAUCCGGGGUGGGGCCUGUUGUCUGAACCGGCAAUUCAUCACUCAACUACCGAUUCAGGAGUUUAUCCUCUUACAUGAAUGUCACUAUAGCGCCGCGCAGUGUUGAGAACUUGAGUUGCUACAUACCUUAUCCAUGGGCAUCAGACUCGGAGUGAAGGCAGAAACUCUAUCUUCUUGCUCUCAGCUUCUUUCACAGUCACUAGAUCAGUCAUCCCAGCUCGAAAGCGACGAAUACAAUGACAGAAACACACCUUGUUCCCUUUUUCGAGGCCACCAGAGUUCAAAAGCUCGGCUCACAUGCCUACUCCGUGAACCUAGCUGAUACAUUCUGCAUUGGGACCGUUCCCAAUGGAGGUUAUGUAGCCUCUUGCCUACUCGAGGCAGUACGCAUCCAUUCGGCACCAAGUGGACAGAAGGACGUGAUGAACGCCCACUUUCAGUUCCUCAGCCGUACCGAGGCCGGCCCGGCGGUGAUUUUCAUCGAAGAUAUCAAGCGAGGUCGUCAGCUCUCAACGCUUCACGCCACCCUCUACCAGGGCGGUCUUCUGGACAAGGCGCCCUGGUUCACGCCGGGAUCGACACGCAAACCGAUUUCCGCGUACCUGACCAUGACAGAUCUGAGCAAAGAACAAGGCGUCUCGUUGCCGGUACCUUUCAACCUAGAUCACCCGCUACCCCCUCCGCCAAAGCCCAACUUUACAGCCCUCAAAGAAAACCUCGAUCGUAACUGGGAACGCUUCACUGUCCCCCGCGCCAGCCCCCUCGGCUCCAUGCGCUGCCUGCAGAACUGCAUCUACUAUGCGCCAAGGGGUGGCCAGGCCGCAAAGCACAAGCACGUCAUUGACAAGUGGGUGCGUCUCGCAUCAGGGGAGAAGUUCACGGCGUCCUCGUUGGGCUACGUCGCCGACUGCUGGCCGUACGUGGUCGAGGCUUAUAGGCCUCCUCCUCCUUCCAACAAUCAAGAAUCGGUUUCUGAGCAAAGUCGCCACGAACAUGACCCGUUUCCGCACGACGCCAAGUUCUGGUACCCAACCGUCGUGCUCAACCUUGAGGUGAAGAAGGCGCUACCGGAGGAAGGUGUUGAGUGGCUGCAGCUGAGGAUCCAUUCGAAACAGGUCAAAAAGGGGCGGUUGGAUCUUGAGGUGAUAGUGCUGGAUGAAGAUGGGGAGUUGGUUGCGCUGAGCAAUCAUGUCAAUUUGAUUGUGGGGAGUGAGAGGAAUACUGCUGGUAGAAGCAGCCAUAGUCACGCAGCGGCGAAGGAAUGGAGUCGGAUUUGAGGAUUAACUUGGACUCUGGCAAUAGCAGAGUUGCAGCAGCUCUUAUUAUUAAGUUCCUUGCUGUCACAGUAUGAGAGGUUGAGAUUUCUAGAGUUAUGCCGAAUUAGCAAGUUUGCGUAGC
Canariomyces notabilis is the source of this 1562-nucleotide messenger RNA. RefSeq lists its product as uncharacterized. The coding region runs from base 401 to 1441 and encodes 346 amino acids. The transcript has 2 exons. The record is from RefSeq and is a predicted model, not a curated record. NCBI's taxonomy places the organism in Eukaryota, Fungi, Ascomycota, Sordariomycetes, Sordariales, Chaetomiaceae.